Gamsiella multidivaricata is the source of this 1422-nucleotide messenger RNA. RefSeq lists its product as uncharacterized. The transcript is spliced from 5 exons. Bases 108 to 1190 code for a protein of 360 amino acids. The record is from RefSeq and is a predicted model, not a curated record. Gene Ontology annotation, molecular function: U6 snRNA binding; pre-mRNA binding; metal ion binding. Gene Ontology annotation, cellular component: U2-type catalytic step 2 spliceosome; U2-type catalytic step 1 spliceosome; Prp19 complex. Lineage: Eukaryota; Fungi; Mortierellomycota; Mortierellomycetes; Mortierellales; Mortierellaceae.
ACCCAAGCCACAGAGCACCUUUGGGUCAAAGAGAAAGCUAAAGUCCUAACCGCAGCUAUUCUUCAUUCUCUCCCAUCUUAUCCCUAGCUUGGUCGCAACCGACAUCAAUGGCGCAAAUCAAGGCUGAUCCCAACAAAGUGUCAUGGGAGGAAUCGGAGUUUCCCAUUUUAUGUGAAACCUGCCUCGGCGACAACCCUUACUUACGCAUGACUAAACAAUCUCAGGCAAAGGAAUGUAAAGUCUGUACUCGACCAUUUACGGUCUUUCGGUGGUGUCCUGGCGUAGGCAUGCGCUUCAAAAAGACCGAGAUCUGCCAGACCUGUGCAAAGGUCAAGAACGUCUGCCAGACAUGUUUGUUGGAUCUGGAGUUUGGCCUUCCUGUUCAAGUUCGCGACACUGCUCUCGGGUUGGAGGACAAUGCACCUCGAUCAGAUGUCAAUAAGGAGUAUUUUGCACAAAAUAUGGACGCGCAUUUUCAAAGCAACGAGGAUGGGCUCGGGUCAAGUGGAUUCGGGAAAGCAGAGUCGGCAGGACGAGAGAUGUUGAAAAAGCUACAGAGGACGGAACCCUACUACAAGCGCAAUAGACAACACAUCUGCUCCUUCUUCGUUAAAGGAAACUGUACUCGUGGAGCAGAGUGUCCAUACCGCCACGAGAUGCCUCAGGAAGGAGAAUUGAAGCAUCAGAAUCUCAAGGACCGUUAUUACGGAACGAAUGACCCUGUGGCUCGCAAGAUCUUGACAGGAUCAAAAACUGGGGGUGCAGGGCGACAGUUUGCUCCACCAGAGGACAAGACCAUUACCUCACUGUUUAUCACUGGCGUCACUGAAGGCAUCAUGGAAGCGGAUCUCAAAGGAUUCUUUUAUGUCUUUGGGGAGAUCAAGUCAAUUGUGGUGGCUCACAAAUCCAAAUGCGCUUUUGUCAAUUUCACAACCAGAACGGGAGCAGAAUUGGCGUUCGAAAAAUCCGGAGGCGGUGUAAAUAUUCAAGGCGUCCCUCUGAGGGUUUCAUGGGCACGGUCAAGGCCUGUGGGCGCUAGAAGCGAACAAAAAGGAGAGACAGCACCAUCACCCACAACGAUCAUGGAUACUCUACAGGCUGGCCCACCUCCACCCCCCGGCAGCUCAUCCAGUUUUACGUAUCCAAGUCAAGACCCAACGUAUCAAGGAUCGACAAGCAAGCAUAGGUAGAAUGGUCAUACCGAGACCCUGGAACCUGCAUUAAGAUUUUCUUUGUAGGUCAUAUGCCUUGCUCCAGAUGUUUGGAUGAAAUGAAAUUGGGAAGCACUCGUUGAGCAAGGUCCUCCCAGAUAAUGUAUAGUACGUAUACAGCGCCUCCAACGAGCAUCUCAGAUUAUUAGGUAGAAAUGGUCGCCAUAACUGGGCCGUACAUAUCCAAAAAAAAAAAAAAAAAUUCGACGCG